AUCAUGGAUUCUUCUAAUCAUCGUUGUUCCAAAUGUGUCUGUCAUGAUCGAAGGUGUAACAGUCGCAUCUUUAGCUCUCAAGAGUGGAAUGAACAACAAAAGAAUGAGCAAAAAAUUUCAUCUUCUUUAGUCGCUGUCGACUGUCGAAUCAAUAUUCUUUCCCAAGAGAUUAAUGCUCUUCAAAGUCGAUUGUCCUCCUUGCAGCGAGAAUUAUCUCUUUCACUAGUGGAACAUGCCCAAUUGCGGAAGCAUCAUCAGUUCUUGAAAGAACGCGGUCGUCAAAUGUUGCUCCACAAUUCGUCGAUUAUCAAGAGCUCCGCUUCUGAACAUUCUGUUUCUUUAACUGCCUCUUCUGAGCUCCCCAAUUUAUCUGAGAGUCAGAUGAGUGAGAUUCUUCACUGGUCUCCGGGUCCAUCUGAGCUUGUCGCUGUUGAUGAAAUUCUCGAAUCUUCUCAUGGCAAUUUGUCAAGUUCUUGA
Messenger RNA from Rasamsonia emersonii CBS 393.64, 477 nucleotides. RefSeq lists its product as uncharacterized. Lineage: Eukaryota; Fungi; Ascomycota; Eurotiomycetes; Eurotiales; Trichocomaceae. The transcript has a single exon. The annotation marks the transcript as partial. The record is from RefSeq and is a predicted model, not a curated record.